Tyto alba (common barn owl) is the source of this 3930-nucleotide messenger RNA. It is a transcript of the gene PALM, whose product is annotated as paralemmin. Gene Ontology annotation, biological process: regulation of cell shape. Bases 120 to 1361 code for a protein of 413 amino acids. Lineage: Eukaryota; Metazoa; Chordata; Aves; Strigiformes; Tytonidae. The record is from RefSeq and is a predicted model, not a curated record. Gene Ontology annotation, cellular component: membrane. The transcript is spliced from 8 exons.
GCCCGCCGCGGGCUGCCAGCUUCCCUGGCCCAUCUCCGCCACACAAAGGGAAAAUUGUUCUGGGCUGGAGGAGGGAGAGGGCGGGUGACGCUUCCCAGGCUGGGCCUGACCCUGCUGAAAUGAUCCACACCGGCCCGGGGGGGCUGGUUGUCCCCGUGCUGGCAGCUCGCUUGCCAGGGCCAGGCGAGGGGAAGGAGAAGCGGAAACGUCAGACAGAGAUCGAGAACAAAAGGCGGCAGCUCGAGGAUGACAGGCGGCAGCUACAGCACCUCAAGUCCAAGGCUCUGCGGGAAAGAUGGCUGCUGGAGGGGGCCCCGGCCUCAGCCUCUGAGGAGGACGAGGCCAUGAAGAAGCAGAUGCAGGAGGAUGAGGUGAAGACCAAGGAGCUGGAGGAAACCAUCCAGAGGCUGGAGAAGGAGCUGGAGACGCUGGAGAACGGCAACUCAGUAGCUUCCACCAAGGAGAACCUGGCAGAGGCGGCAGCACCGGCCAAGGAGGGGAAGGCAGAGGCCAUCCCCAAUGCGCCGAAGAGUCCCCUGAGCGCAGCCAAGGGCAAUCGCCUCUCCUCUCCGCUUCCAGCCGAGAAGAAGGUCUCCAGCAGCCCCAUGAAGGCGGUGGAAGGCACGGACCUGAUGAAGGCAGCCAUGUACUCGGUGGAAAUCACGGUGGAGAAGGACAGAGUGACUGGGGAGACCAAGGUCCUGUCCAGCACCACCCUGCUCCCCCAGAACCACUGUCUGCAGGGGGUCAAAGUGUACGAGGAUGAGCUGAAAGUGGUGCACGCGGUGAGCGCCGAGGAUGGGGCUCUGCAGAACGGGGCCCACCCCCUCAGCUCCUCCGAGGUCGACGAGCUCCUGCACAAGGCGGACGAGGCCACCCUGAGCGAAGGCGCUGGGCGUGAGCCCCCGGCCAAGGCGGGAGAGGGGGCCGGCAGCGGCCCGGCCAGCCAGAAACCGACGCCGCGGCGGGAGAUCACGGGGCUGCAGGCCAAGGCGCGGGAAAGCACCGCGGCACUGCCGCCGGGAGAGGGGCCGGAGCCGAGCCGCGAGCAGCCCGUCACCAUGAUCUUCAUGGGCUACCAGAACGUGGAGGACGAGGACGAGACCAAGAAGGUGCUGGGGCUGGAGGGCACCAUCAAGGCCGAGCUGGUGGUGAUCGAGGACGCCGAGAGCAAGCCGGAGCCGGCGCGCAAGGACCACGCGCCGCCCAACGGCACCGCGCUGGAGCCGGCGGCCGCCCAGCCGCCGGGCGAGGAGGGUGCGGGCGGGCAGAAGCCGGGUGCCAACGCCACGGACGCCAAGGAGGCCGAGCAGGAGACGGACGCGAAGAAGCAGCGCUGCAAGUGCUGCACGGUGAUGUGAGCCGCGCCGGCCCCGCGCCAGAGCAGGCCGCCCCCGCCGAGCCCCCCUCCGCCCCGGCCCCCGCUAGCCAGGCCCGCCGCCCCGGCACGCCGGGCUCCCUCCCCCACCGGACACGGACCCUCUUUCUGCAGAACCAGGGAGAACCAACACGGCGCCUGCGGAGCCGCGGCAGGCAGCAGCGAACCGCAGCACCGCUCGCCCCGUCCACCCGCCCCACGCCGCACCCCACCAGCGCUGCCUGUGAUAUUUAUUAGAGACCCCCCGCCCCUCGCCCCACGGCCCGGCCUCACCCCACGCCGGGGCCAUCCUGCCACCGACGCCGGAGCCUUUCCCUCCUCUCACCGGCACCUUCCCACCCGCUAGUGGAGGACACGGCCGGGCUGGGCGAUCGGGUGCCACUGUGUCUGUAGGUGACUCCUGGGGAGCCGGCGGGACCAGCCCCGUGCCAGCCCCUCUCUCUGCUCCUCCAUCAUCCACUUCUGCAGGGAAAGGCCCUGGGCUGUUCGCCCCCCGCCCCGGCUGCCCACGGACAGCCCCGCUCCAUCCCGCAUCCUCAUCCCCGGGCUCCCCAAGCCGUGAGCCCCGCUGGGAUGGAGCGAGGGCAGGGCGUUGAGGGCAGCAUCCCCUCCACGGUGCUCAGGAGCUCGUGGGGGGCCGUGGGCCACACAUGGCUCCCGUGGGGUCAGCCCCAGCCUGUCCCCAGGGCUGCGGGUGGGAGACCCUGCUCUGCUCCCUGGACUCGGCUCCCCGUACAUGAGCUCCUUGCCCCAUCCAGCUACCAGUGCCACAGGCUCCCGCGGGGCCAUUCCUCCAUCUCGGCUGAGGUGGCCGGGUGGCCGUGUUCUCCUGGGGCGAUGGAGGUGGCGAUGGCAGCGAGGGAAGGGGGAGCUGGGGGGGCCCAGCCCCAUGGGGACGGGGACGGGACGGGAGCUCCCGUGCCCCCUCACAGCAGUGGGAGGGUGGCCCAGCACCGUGCCCCCCUCCUGCCGCCGCUGCCCGGCGAUGGCAGGUUUGCAGACCUGCUUCAUGGGGCCCCGGGCUGCAGCGUCAGGCCCCCCCCAGAUGAGCAGAGCAGCCCAGUUCACCCCAGGGACCGGGACUGGGAGCUGCCGGGGGUCUGGUGUCCCACGGAGGGUGUCCCUGGGAUGCCAUGUCUGUGCCGGGGCUGCGAGCAGCCUUCCCCGCUCCCCCCACCCCACGCCCCAGCCCUUCAGCGGGGAUUUCACCACCAGCACCAGCGUUUCCUCCCCACUGAGACCUGCUGGGGCGGGCAGGGAGGGCGGGGGGGCCCCACGGCAGCACCCAUGGGUGUUGACCCCUGCCCAAAGCCUGGGCGCUUCUGCUGCAGCGGCUGACACAUCUCGUGGGCACUGGGCACAGGGCUCCCGCUGAGCCCAACUCGUGGGGCCAGCGGGCUGGGGGCACGGCCCUGCCCUGCCCCAGCACGGGGGCAGCCCCCAGGGGGGUCCCAUCUCCCACCAGCCUUGUCCCAAACCCGCUGGGGCUCGGGGCCCUGUGUGCCAGCCCUGGACUGGGGUUGCUUUGGGUACUCGGUGCCCCCCGUCCCCAGGGCACAGGAGCUUUGGCCAGCGCAGGGGCCCGUGUCCCAGCUGCCCGACGUGGCCGAGCGAGUCCCCAGGGACCCCACGAGCCCCCAGUGAAGUGUGUACAGAGCAGCCCUCGCACUGCCCAGCCUGCCGGGGUACGGGUGGUAGAGCAGCCAGGGAUGGGGCUCAGCCCCCCAAGGCCUUCCCUCCCCGCCACCUCCCUCCUGUGAGCAGUGACCCCCCUCCAUGACAUCCCAGUUGCCCCCCAGUUACCACCCAGGCUGCAGUUUUCCCCAUCGUGGAGUCACUGCAGGGAUAGGGGAGGGGUCGGGGUCUGCGGGGGGCACAUGGUGCUGCCGUGCCAGUCCUCCUGGGGGGACCCUGGCCCCAAGCCCUGGAUGGGCACCAAAAGCCUCUGGGAGAAGUAGAGCUGGGGAAGGGAGGGGGGUCAGGGCUGGCACCCCCGGGGUGGGAAGGGGGAGCCUCUCCUGCAGAUGGGCAUCACUGGAGCCCCAUCACCACAGAGCAGGGGGCUGGAUGCUGCGGGGCAUCUGCCCUGUCGAUCCUGGGGGGCUGGGCCAGGGCCAGGUCCCCAGUGAGGACACAUGUCACCUCCCACCACCCCCUCGCUGGGGACCAGCACCAUUCGCCCCAUCCCACCCCGUGUCCUGCAAUUCCCCCCCCCCGCCUCGACCCCAAGCCAGGGCCCCCUCCCACCCUUAGCAUCCCCUGACCCUCGGUUGGCUUCGGCCCCGGCCCCAUCUGGCCCCCGCGGCGGCAGGGAGCAGGAUGAGGCCGCUGCAGGGCCGGGGCUGAGCAGCAGCAGGCGGAGGAGCCCGGCCGUGCGCCCCAGCCCCAUCCCGGCCAGCCCCCGCCGCCCCCCGCCUGGCUCCGCUGAAGUGCACUUCCCGCGCUCCCGUGCUUUCCACUUGUGCCGAAGCCGUUUGAAGUUCCCCCCGCCCCGGCCCUCCCCGUUGUUUGUAAGACACCCGAACCGAGCAAAUAAACUGUGUGAACAGCCA